AUGUGCUGGCGCGAUCCUGACAGCCACAAGAUCAUUGCCGGGUUUGACGCCUCCAAAGUCCUCAGUGAUGUCGACGGCCAAGACCUGAGAACACACUGCUAUGUCCUGCAGGAUUUGGACGAGCUGAUGCUGAAGGAGGUGAGGAAGUACGGUGGGGAGGUGGAGUUUGAUGCCGAGGUUGUCGGGGUUGGUCAGGAUGAGGAUGGCGAGGUGGGGGGGAGGGCGUGGGUGGAGGUGAAGAGGAAGGGAGGGGAGGUGGAGAGGGAGGAGGCGGAUUAUGUGGUUGGUUGUGAUGGGGCAAAUAGUAUUGUCAGGAGGAGCUUGUUCGGGGAUCAGUUUCCUGGGUUUACUUGGGACGCGCAGAUUAUUGCUACUAAUGUUUGUUUACUUUUCUCAUUGUUGUUGUUUUGGGCGUGGCUGGGGCUGACAUGGAAACAACAGACGUUUUACGACUUUGAGGGAAAGUUUGGGUGGCAUGAUGCGAAUUUCAUCGUUCACCCGGAGAACUUCUUUGUAAACAACAUGUACCGCAUCACCUACGGCGAAACACCCGGCCUGACCCGAGAAGAGUACAUCGCCCGUCAACCCAUGAAAUUCCAACAGAUGCUCCCCGGCCACCCCAAGCCAGACGAGUACAAGAUUGUCAAUAUUUCACCUUACAAGAUGCACCAACGAUGUGCCCCCAAAUUCCGAGUUGGUCGCAUCCUCCUAGCAGCAGACGCAGCCCAUCUGUGUAACCCAUGGGGAGGGCUGGGCAUAACAGGUGGCUUUGUCGAUGUUGGUGGCCUGUUUGACUGUCUUGUGGGGAUAUGGGAAAACAAGGCCGGUGAGGAUAUUCUGGAGCUGUACUCUGAGAAGAGGAUUGAGAAGUGGCAGACUGUUAUCAACCCCAUUUCACAAGAGAACUUCAGGCGAGUGUCUGAUAAGGAUCCGAGGACGAGAUUUGAGAGGGACGAGUUUAUGCAGCUGUUGAAGAAGGGGGAGACGGAUGAUGUUUUGUUGAAGGAUUUGCUUCUCGGAUUCAUGGAGGUCAGGUACGACUUUACGCAGCAUUAUAAGGUCAGGUGA
This is a messenger RNA of Podospora anserina S mat+, 1068 nucleotides long. RefSeq lists its product as uncharacterized. The coding region runs from base 1 to 1068 and encodes 355 amino acids. Lineage: Eukaryota; Fungi; Ascomycota; Sordariomycetes; Sordariales; Podosporaceae. The record is from RefSeq and is a predicted model, not a curated record. The transcript is spliced from 2 exons. Gene Ontology annotation, molecular function: FAD binding; oxidoreductase activity. Gene Ontology annotation, cellular component: mitochondrion. Gene Ontology annotation, biological process: ubiquinone biosynthetic process.